CCAAUUUAACAAAAGUUGUCAAAAUAACACAUUAUAGCUACAUGUAAAAAAUGAGUAAUGUCACUUAAGGUGGUGAAAGAUGACACUUACUUAAAGCGUGCUAUAAGUAUUAUAUUUGUCCAAACAUUUAAUAACUACCCUUUCACUCUCAACUCAAUCACCAGCAAAACCCAAAAAUCUAUGGCACAAUUGUUGAGCCUAAGAGUUUCAACCCCAUCAUCACCACCCCGCCACCCCACCACCACCGCAUCUUUAACAAGGCCUGCCGUCCUUACUACAAGAAACAGCUUCACUUAUUUACAACACAAACUCCAAUGCAAUGGCAGAUUUUCUUGCCUCUUCUCUCAUAAUCGUAACAAACAGGACGAGGCUAGAAAAGCUUUAGAAAGUGCUUUGGGAGGAAAGAAAAAUGAGUUCGAGAAAUGGGAUAAAGAAAUUAAACGAAGGGAGGAAGCCGGCGGAGGAGACAAUUCAGGCGGAGGCGGUUGGUUUAAUUGGCGUAGAUGGUUUGGUGGCGACGAUGGCCAUUUUUGGCAGGAAGCUCAACAAGCAACCCUUGCUAUUUUGGGUAUUCUUGUCAUGUACUUGAUAGUUGCAAAAGGAGAUGUUAUACUUGCUGUCAUAUUCAACCCUCUGCUGUUCACUCUACGCGGAGCGAGGAACGGUUUUACCUUUGUAACAUCGAAGAUUACGAGAAAGCUAUAUCCUGCUAGCCAAGACAGCUUUGGUACCAUUUCUCCGGAGGAAGUUCCUUCUCGCGCUUCUGCCAAAGACAGCGUCGCAAGAAAAUGGGGAAGCGAUUAAUCGCUCGUCGCUAGCAAAUAUUUUUCUUCACCUUGUAUUCUAAUGUUGUUAGUGUUUUUGGUUAGCUUGCUUUUCAUUUUGAGAGAUCAUUAGGGAGUUCUUGGCUAUGUAUUAGGUGAAAAUUAUUGUUUCAUAAGCUUCAUGUUGAUUUGAUGUUUAACAUUUGAAAUGGAAAUAUGCAAAGUUUUGUUA
This is a messenger RNA of Capsicum annuum, 996 nucleotides long. RefSeq lists its product as uncharacterized. The transcript has 3 exons. NCBI's taxonomy places the organism in Eukaryota, Viridiplantae, Streptophyta, Magnoliopsida, Solanales, Solanaceae. The coding region runs from base 58 to 804 and encodes 248 amino acids. The record is from RefSeq and is a predicted model, not a curated record.